Molecule: messenger RNA, 1897 nt
Organism: Dipodomys ordii (Ord's kangaroo rat)
Lineage: Eukaryota; Metazoa; Chordata; Mammalia; Rodentia; Heteromyidae
Gene: Atp6v1b2
Product: ATPase, H+ transporting, lysosomal 56/58kDa, V1 subunit B2
Exons: 14
Coding region: 220-1755 (511 amino acids)
Biological process (GO): ATP metabolic process; proton transmembrane transport
Cellular component (GO): proton-transporting V-type ATPase, V1 domain
Molecular function (GO): ATP binding; proton-transporting ATPase activity, rotational mechanism
Source: RefSeq, a predicted model, not a curated record
CCUCCCAGCACGCUGGUCAGCUCCUCUCCCGCGCGCCGACAGCCCCGCCCACGCGGAGCCAGUAGUCACGAGUCUGGGGGCGUGGCGUCGUCAAGGGGGCGGAGCCAACCCUGAGCUCCGCAGCGCGCAUGGGUGGAGUCGGGUGCGCGGGGGGCCGACCCGCUAUAUCUGCGCCUGCGCGGCCCGGACUGCCGGGCCAGUCGGGACGGAGGAGACAAGAUGGCGCUGCGGGCGAUGCGGGGAAUCGUGAACGGGGCCGCACCCGAGCUACCGGUGCCCACCAGUGGGCCGGUGGCGGGAGCUCGGGAGCAGGUGAUGGCGGCGAGCCGGAACUACCUCUCCCAGCCUCGCCUCACAUACAAGACAGUGUCAGGAGUGAAUGGUCCACUAGUCAUCUUAGAUCAUGUGAAGUUUCCCAGAUACGCUGAAAUUGUUCACUUGACAUUACCAGAUGGCACAAAGAGAAGCGGGCAAGUUCUAGAAGUUAGUGGUUCCAAAGCAGUAGUUCAGGUAUUUGAAGGUACUUCAGGUAUAGAUGCCAAGAAAACAUCUUGUGAGUUUACUGGGGAUAUUCUCCGAACUCCGGUGUCUGAGGAUAUGCUUGGCCGAGUGUUCAAUGGAUCAGGAAAGCCCAUUGACAGAGGUCCCGUGGUGCUAGCUGAAGACUUCCUUGAUAUCAUGGGUCAGCCAAUCAAUCCUCAGUGUCGGAUUUAUCCAGAGGAGAUGAUUCAGACUGGCAUUUCUGCCAUUGAUGGCAUGAACAGUAUUGCUAGAGGGCAGAAAAUUCCUAUCUUCUCUGCUGCAGGGUUACCACACAAUGAGAUUGCAGCUCAAAUCUGCCGCCAGGCAGGUUUGGUAAAGAAAUCCAAAGAUGUGAUGGAUUAUAGCGAGGAAAAUUUUGCAAUUGUAUUUGCUGCUAUGGGUGUAAACAUGGAAACUGCCCGGUUCUUCAAAUCUGACUUUGAGGAAAAUGGCUCAAUGGACAACGUCUGCCUCUUUUUGAACCUGGCUAAUGACCCAACUAUCGAGCGCAUUAUCACUCCUCGCCUGGCUCUGACCACAGCGGAGUUUCUUGCUUACCAAUGUGAGAAACAUGUACUGGUUAUCCUGACGGACAUGAGCUCUUACGCUGAAGCACUUCGAGAGGUUUCAGCAGCCAGAGAAGAGGUCCCCGGUCGACGAGGUUUCCCAGGCUACAUGUAUACAGAUUUAGCCACGAUAUAUGAACGUGCUGGCCGAGUGGAAGGGAGAAAUGGCUCUAUCACUCAGAUCCCCAUUCUCACCAUGCCCAAUGAUGAUAUCACUCACCCCAUCCCUGACCUGACAGGGUAUAUUACUGAGGGGCAGAUCUACGUGGACAGACAGCUGCACAACAGACAGAUUUACCCUCCUAUUAAUGUGCUGCCCUCGCUCUCACGGUUAAUGAAGUCUGCUAUUGGAGAAGGAAUGACCAGAAAGGACCAUGCCGAUGUGUCUAACCAGCUGUAUGCGUGCUACGCCAUUGGCAAGGAUGUACAAGCCAUGAAAGCUGUAGUGGGAGAAGAAGCCCUUACCUCGGAUGAUCUUCUUUACUUGGAAUUUCUGCAGAAGUUUGAGAGAAACUUUAUUUCUCAGGGUCCUUAUGAAAACCGCACUGUCUUUGAGACUUUGGACGUUGGCUGGCAGCUGCUCCGAAUCUUCCCCAAGGAAAUGCUGAAGAGAAUCCCUCAGAGCACCCUGAGCGAGUUUUACCCUCGAGACUCCGCAAAGCACUAGCUGCUGCUGCUGCUGUGGUGGUGUGCGUGGCCUCUUGUGAUGUACUGGGUCUGUUUUCCUGGUUCUUUUUGCACUCCUCCAUGCCCACCUCAGUGUGGGGAGUUUACCUGUUGCCCUGUAAUUAAACAUGAAGACUAGGUAA